AUGGGCACUGAAGAUGUUGCAUCAGUCCCUACAACCCCUGUAGCAUCCGGGACUCCAGGCUGCACUCCUCUUUUCAGCGGCCAGUUCAAGCCGGAAAGAGGUGGCGAUGGCUGGAAAUCCCUUUUUAAGAGCUGCAAGUGCUUUAGUGUUGAAGCACUUUCUCUGGAAGAAGGGACCUUACCUUCUGUCUCUUGUGCAUUGAUUCCACCUCCAAUCUCCCUUGCAAGAAAGGUGGGAGCUGAGUUUAUAGGUACCUUCAUACUCAUUUUCACAGGGACAGCCACAGCCAUUGUGAACCAAAAGACACAAGGCUCAGAGACCCUUCUCAGCUUGGCAGCCUCCACUGGUCUGGCAGUCAUGAUAGUUAUACUCUCCACCGGUCACAUCUCUGGGGCACAUAUCAAUCCAUCUGUCACCAUUGCCUUUGCUGCUCUGAAGCAUUUCCCAUGGAAACAUGUUCCCAUAUAUAUUGGAGCACAAAUAUUGGCAUCAACGUGUGCUGCAUUCUUACUGAAGGCUAUUUUUCACCCUGUAAUGGGUGGUGGAGUAACUGUUCCUUCAGGGGGAUUUGCUCAAGCUUUUGCUUUGGAGUUCAUUAUCAGCUUCAACCUUAUGUUUGUAGUUACUGCAGUGACCACAGAUACAAGAGCUGUAGGGGAGCUUGCAGGAGUGGGGGUUGGAGCUACUGUAAUGCUCAACAUACUAAUAGCUGGGGAAACAACUGGAGCAUCAAUGAAUCCUGUGAGAACUCUGGGGCCAGCAAUAGCUGCAAACAACUAUAAAGCCAUAUGGAUUUACCUCACUGCGCCUAUCCUUGGUGCUCUGGCCGGGGCAGCUGCUUAUUCUGCGGUUAAACUGCCAGACCGAGAUGUCAAUGGACAGGAGAAGCAGCCUAAUGCAGAACAUAGCUUCAGGAGAUGA
Molecule: messenger RNA, 921 nt
Organism: Fraxinus pennsylvanica
Lineage: Eukaryota; Viridiplantae; Streptophyta; Magnoliopsida; Lamiales; Oleaceae
Source: the annotation of a GenBank genome assembly